Messenger RNA from Cuscuta europaea, 5058 nucleotides. Lineage: Eukaryota; Viridiplantae; Streptophyta; Magnoliopsida; Solanales; Convolvulaceae. The record is from the annotation of a GenBank genome assembly.
GAAUUUCAUGACAUUUAAGGUUGUGUCCGGCGAUGCAUUUUAGCCAACUAUGGGCUGUAAUUUCUUAAUUUCAGCUAAUGAUUAUAUGAUUUAAGUAGUCCUGUUUGGAAGCAAGUCUAAACCAGGCUGAAAGUGAAAAAACCAGGCUGAAUCAAAACGUUUCUAAGCCUAGCGUUUCUAUCAAGCGGAUUAUAUAAUAUCUUCCAAUCCCCGAAGUACCCCGUGCUGGCAACACAUAUAUAUGAGAUUCUUUGGAGGCAAAGAGGGCAUCGUCUGUUGUGAAUUAUCUGAUUAGGACAUGGACUCUAGUCACCGUUCUAAAUCAGAAUUCUUUAUUGGAGUGGAGUCCAAGUUACUUGAUUAUUUGUUUUUAAUUUAGACAGUCCUAGUUGUAUUCCAAUAUGACUAGUUAAGUCUAUAAAUACGGUGUAGUAUAUGAGCACCGUAUGCGGAAGAUGUAAUUCAAGUUUUGCGUUAGUUUCUUCAAUAUAAUAUUGCAUGUUUGGCAUAUUACUAUUUUUUAGUUCUCUGCAUACCUUCAAUUGGUAUCAGAGCUUGUGUAUUCCAGAAGCCGGCAAACUUACUUUCGGUGUUGACCAGCGCCUACGAUAGAGUCAAGCACCAACUGUGUUUCAACUUCAGCAGCGAUGAUGGGAGAAUCACCACAGUCACCGGCGAAGGAGCCACACACCUUGUCAUUUCAAUUCCCCCUGUUGACAACGACAAACUAGACCAUCUGGAGAAUGCGGAUGGAAGUUCUACUCGGAAUUCAUGGAGUCUCGGAAGUGAUAUAUCCAGGUUCAGAUGAUUCCAAGAAAAACAACAUUGUCAAGGGUUUGCUCUAUCAGUCGAUACCCGAAGAGUUGAUUCUUCAAAUCGGCAAUCUCAAAACUGGGAAGGAGAUGUGGAACGCAAUUCAGACGCGAAAUUUAGGGGCUGACCGUGUGAAGGAAGCACGACUUCAAACCCUAACUACGGAAUUCGAAAAUUUGAAGAUGAAGGAUACAGUUACGAUAGAUGAAUUUGCUGCAAAGCUAUCUGGUAUUGCUUCUACUUCAACCACACUUGGAGGAGAAAUCUCAAAACAGAAGCUAGUUAAGAAAUUUCUCACAAGCCUUCCUAGGAGAUUUGUUCAUAUAGUAGCAGCUCUUGAGCAAGUUCUGGAUCUCAAAACAAUUGGGUUUGAAGAUGUGGUAGGAAGACUAAAAGCAUAUGAAGAACGCAUAAAAGAAGAAGACGAUGCGAAUGAAUCACAAGAUAAACUGCUCUAUGCAAAGGCUGAGUCUUCCAACAGAAAUCAAGACUCAAACAGGGGGAGAGGUCGUGGCUCUAGCCGAGGUGGUCGUGGUCGAGGUCAGGGUCGAGGUAAUACCCAAAACCACGAUCAAAAGGAUUCAUCGAAAAACCGAGAAGACCAGCGACAAAAAGGGAAGCAACAUGAACAACGUGACCUGUCAAACAUCCAGUGCUAUCGUUGUGAUAAGUACAGACACUUUGUCUCAAAAUGUCCAGAACGACCCAGAAAUCAGGAGUCAAAUUUGAAUGAAGCACAAGAAGCAGGUGUGAAUCAUGAGGAGGGGACUUUCUUUAUGAUGAACAUCGAAACUGUAUUUCUUAAUGAAGAAAAAUACAUCCCACCCAAACAUGACCCAAAACCUUAUGAAGAUGGUGUGUGGUACCUGGACAAUGGCGCGAGUAAUCACAUGACUGGGAAUUACUCAUACUUCUCUGAGCUAAAUAAACGAAUAACUGGGAGGGUCAGAUUUGGGGAUGGAUCUUGUGUUAGCAUAGAAGUGAUAGAGUAUAUAUCUAACCCAUAUACUCCAUCAAGAAGGAAAAGGAUCAAUCUUAUUCCAAGGAAAAAGUGGAGAACAAAAGUUAUUGAAAAAUAUUUACUAUAUUCCGUCCCUUCAAAGUAACGUGAUCAGUCUCGGACAAGCCACAAUAUCUGGAUGCGACAUCCAUAUGCGAGGAGAUUACUUGACCAUGCGAGACAGAAGUGGAAGGUUACUUAUGAAGGUUCGGAGAAGUGCAAAUAGUCUGUACAAGACCCAACUGAAAGUAGGAAAACCCUACUGCUUGCAGGCUAGCAUAACUGAAGAAUCCUGGUUAUGGCACGCUCGUUUAGGCCAUAUAAACUUCAGUGCAAUAAAUUUAAUGCACAAGCUAGCAAAAGGAGUCCCUACUAUUUCACAUCAAGAUCAACUGUGCGAGGUAUGCAUGAUUGGUAAGCAAACAAGACAAAGCUUCCCGAAAAAGCCAUCAUACAUGUCAAAAGAUGCUCUUGAGAUGAUACACGGGGACAUAUGUGGCCCGAUAGACCCCCCAACAUAAGCAGGCAAUGUUUAUAUAUUGGUGCUGAUUGAUGACUUCUCCAGGUACAUGUGGUCGUUUCUUUUAAAACAUAAAAGUGAUGCAUCAGAUGUUAUUAAAAGCUUCAAAAGGUCAAUUGAAAAACGAACCGGCAAAGAGAUUAAAUCUUUUCACACUGAUAGAGGCGGCGAGUUUACUUCAAGAGACUCUAACCGUUUUUGGGAAGAAGAAGGGAUUGCAAGAAUGUUAACAGCUCCCUAUGCUCCUCAACAGAACGGCAUCGCAGAACGAAGAAACCGCACCUUAAUUGAGAUGACAAGGUGUCUCAUGAAAGCAAAAGGAGUACCAAACCGUUUUUGGGACGAGGCAGUUAGACAUGCAACCUUUAUCAUAAAUCGGACCCCUACACGAGCAUUAGUAGGAACCACUCCAUACGAAAAACUCUACUGUGAAAAGCCGAACCUUGAAGAUUUAAAAGUAUUUGGUUGUAUUGCCUAUGAUAAAAUAGUUUCAAAGCACUUGAAGAAACUAGAUGACAAGUCAAAACCACUGGUAUACUUUGGCAAGGAACCCGGUUCAGGAGGAUUUCGUCUCUAUAAUCCUCAUGAAAAUAAGAUCAUUAUCAGCUCCUAUGCAAUUUGUGACGAGAACAGAGCAUGGGAGUGGAGUAACCUGACUGAUAACGAAAACCAAAUAAGAAAAGAAUCAGGUACUUUCACAGUCCUAUGGGGUGAAACUCAACCGAGUCAAACAGAUGCGAGUCUUGAGCAGCCUGCAAUACAAGCCCACAUCAAUGGCUCAAAUGGAAAAACUAUCAGCAAUCCUGGAAGCAGCUCACCACGGUCAGACAUCAACUCAAAUCUUGAAACAAGUCCACCUCGAGUUGAAUUUGAACCAAUCAGCAAUAUUGCACCUACGCGACGAUCAUCUCGUACUUCGGUGUUACCAGCAAGAUUUAAUGACUAUGAGCUGAAUUUUAAUGAGCUGCUGUUAGCAUUUGAUGAGGAACCGAGAAACUUCAAUGAAGCAAGAGUGAAACCAGAAUGGCUCAGUGCAAUGAAAACCGAGAUUGAUGCAGUAGAGAAGAAUAAAACAUGGAAACUUGUUCCCCCACCGAAAGAUGUUAAACCUAUAGGGUUGAAGUGGAUAUUUAAAAUUAAAAGAAAUGUUGAUGGAUCAAUAUCAAGGUACAAAGCGCGGCUAGUUGCAAAAGGCUAUGUACAAGAACCUGGUAUUGAUUUUGAUGAAGUGUUCGUACCAGUAGCUCGACUCGAGACAAUAUGAUUCUUGAUUGCUCUCGCAGCCGGGAGAGGAUGGAAGAUAUACCACUUAGAUGUUAAAACAGCUUUUUUGCAUGGUGAACUGCAGGAAGAAGUAUACGUCAGUCAACCUGAGGGCUUUGAGAAACCGGGAGAGGGAACAAAGGUUUAUAGAUUGUUGAAAGCUUUAUAUGGCCUUAGACAAGCUCCGAUGGCUUGGAAUUUAAAGCUCAACAACAUCUUAAAGUGAUUAGGCUUUCUUAGAUGUUUGUGGAUGACUUAUUCCUAACAGGAACUAGCUUAGCGUUCAUGGAACAGUUCAAAAGAAUGAUGGCAUCUCAGUUCGAAAUGUCAGAUCUGGGUGAACUAACUUACUAUUUGGGCAUAGAAGUUUCGCAAGAAGAGACAUGUGUGAAGGUUCAGCAACAAAAUUAUACCUUGAAAAUCUUAAAAGAAGCUGGUAUGGAGGAGUGUAAUACAACCUUGUGUCCAAUGGAUCCGGGACUAAAGCUUUCAAAGGCCGAAACAGAACCAGAAGUGGAAGCUAAGCAAUACCGAAGGGUAGUUGGUUGCCUACUCGACCAGAUUUUGCAUACUCUGUUGGAGUAGUUAGUCGCUACAUGCAAAGUCCCAGAGAGUCCCAUGCAAGAGCUAUCAAGCAAAUCCUACGAUAUCUCCGUGGAACAGUUUCCGUUGGGAUAAAAUAUGAACGAAACAAUGAACUCAAACUACUCGGAUAUAGUGAUAGUAGUCAUAAUGUUGACAUUGAUGAUGGUCGAAGCACUACUGGUCACAUUUUCUUCCUUGGUAUGUCACCUAUCACGUGGUGUUCACAAAAACAAGAUACAAUGGCUUUAUCUUUGUGCGAAGCCGAGUUCAUGGCAGCUACGGCUGCAGCUUGUCAAGCAGUUGGGCUAAGGGAAUUGCUGGCAGAAGUGACAUGGCUGGAGAAACAGAAGGUGCUAAUUUUUAUUGAAAAUAAAUCAGCAAUUGCAUUGUCAAAAAAUCCAGUCUUUCACGGAAGGAGCAAGCACAUUCACACUUGAUUUCACUUCAUUCAUGAGCGUGUUGAAAACGAGCAAGUUGAAGUUAAACACGUGGCUGGAGAAGAACAAGUUGCAGAUCCUUUAACAAAGGCCUUAGCACGAGUACGGUUUGUGAAAAAAAUGAGAAAACUACUUGGUGUGCAAGAAUUACCUUCUCAGAAAUUCAGGGGGUAGUUGUUGUGAAUUAUCUGAUUAGGACAUGGACUCUAGUCACGGUUCUAAAUCAGAAUUCUAUCUUGGAGUGGAGUCCAAGUUACUUGAUUAUUUGUUUUUAAUUUAGACAGUCCUAGUUGUAUUCCAAUAUGACUAGUUAAGUCUAUAAAUACGGUGUAGUAUAUGAGCACCGUAUGCGGAAGAUGUAAUUGAAGUUUUGCGUUAGUUUCUUCAAUAUAAUAUUGCGUGUUUGGCAUAUUACUAUUUUUUAGUUCUCUGCAUACCUU